UUAAGUAAUGGAAACUACCACAAAACGAGACGAAGUAAACGACAAAAUCCUUUCCAAGAUAGUCAGAGUCCAUGUUAGUGAUGGAAGGAUUUUCAUUGGGAAGUUUGAGUGAAUCGAUAAAAAGGGAUCACUGUUCAUCCAAGAUGCCCUUGAAAUCCUUGAUACGACGGAUAAAUAAUUUCUAUAUCCACCAAUUGCUACAACCUGUGUUCCACACACAGGAGAAGAGCAAGAAGUUGCUGAAAUAUGUAGGCAGUAUUAUUAUGCCAAGAGAGCAUGUCAGUAAGGUCCUACUCGAUCCUAAAAUGGAAGAGACCAUGUACAUGCUGGCUUCGGAGAGCAUCAUGCCUGAAAAUGAAGUAAUGACUGAGAAGGACCUCCUCGCACAAGCAGAAGCUGCGCAAGAGGAAGAAGGCAAGGAAGAAGUGACCAAAGAGGAAUAAC
Molecule: messenger RNA, 444 nt
Organism: Moneuplotes crassus
Lineage: Eukaryota; Ciliophora; Spirotrichea; Euplotida; Euplotidae
Source: the annotation of a GenBank genome assembly